UUUUAUUUUUUAACCGCAAUAGAUCUUAUAUUGAACACGAUAAACGAGUGAUACACCCACAGAUUCUUCUCACUUUUGAAACACGCUCGAGGUCUGGUCAAUUCAUUGGAGUGGCUCCGAUGGGUUUUGACAACUAAUGUCACUUUUCUGGUUAGUUAUUCGUGAACUUGCAGAAAUACAAGCUAUGGCUACUACAAAGAAAGUAAUAACCAGGGAGGAAUGGGAGAAAAAGGUCAGCAAUGUGAAGGUCAGGAAAGAAGAUAUGAAUAAGCUGGUAAUGAACUUUCUUGUCACAGAAGGGUAUGUUGAUGCUGCAGAAAAGUUCAAAUUAGAAUCUGGAACAGAACCAGAAAUAGAUCUUGCAACAAUUACAGAUCGCAUGGCAGUUAAGCAAGCAGUACAAUCAGGGGACGUGGAGGUUGCAAUUGAGAGAGUUAAUGAUUUGAACCCUGAGAUACUGGAUACAAAUCCAAAACUCUUUUUUCAUCUUCAGCAACAAAGAUUGAUAGAACUAAUACGUAAAGGAAAGGUGGAAGAGGCUCUGGAAUUUGCUCAGGAAGAGCUUGCUCCACGAGGAGAAGAAAAUCCAAGUUUUCUGGAAGAAUUAGAGAGAACAGUUGCUCUUUUGGCUUUUGAAGAUGUAACCAACUGCCCUGUUGGGGAACUUCUGGACAUAUCGCAGCGCCUGAAGACAGCUAGUGAAGUGAAUGCAGCCAUCCUUACUAGUCAGAGUCAUGAAAAAGACCCGAAGCUUCCAGGCUUAUUAAAGAUGCUCUUGUGGGCCCAAAACCAGCUUGAUGAGAAAGCCAAUUAUCCUCGCAUCAAUAACUUGUCUACUGUAAUGCUUGAAGACCCUGCUGUUUGAUCUGAAGUAGAAGGUCUGCCUUUAGGAUAAGCAAACAUAGUAUGAAUCAUGUAUUUCUGCUCAAGAGUCUAGAGGUAACCUUUGUUCUACAUGAUCUUUUAGCAUGCUUCCAGUUUGGUUAAGUGACUGUACAUACUCCCUAUUUUCUUUUUGACUUUGUAAGUUAUUCGCUGUACUAAGUCAAUCCUAAGGCAUCUUAGUUCUUUUAUUA
Daucus carota subsp. sativus is the source of this 1076-nucleotide messenger RNA. RefSeq names its product protein GID8 homolog. NCBI's taxonomy places the organism in Eukaryota, Viridiplantae, Streptophyta, Magnoliopsida, Apiales, Apiaceae. Gene Ontology annotation, cellular component: cytoplasm; nucleus. Gene Ontology annotation, biological process: proteasome-mediated ubiquitin-dependent protein catabolic process. The record is from RefSeq and is a predicted model, not a curated record. Gene Ontology annotation, molecular function: protein binding. The transcript has 6 exons. Bases 137 to 865 code for a protein of 242 amino acids.